Molecule: messenger RNA, 1380 nt
Organism: Ictalurus punctatus (channel catfish)
Lineage: Eukaryota; Metazoa; Chordata; Actinopteri; Siluriformes; Ictaluridae
Gene: hnmt
Product: histamine N-methyltransferase
Exons: 7
Coding region: 185-1063 (292 amino acids)
Molecular function (GO): N-methyltransferase activity
Source: RefSeq, a predicted model, not a curated record
UUAAGGGUGUGUGGAAUGAAACACAGCCCAGCAGUGAAAGUGUUCAGGGCUGUGUCUUUAAGAUCACAGACAGAACCUCUGAAGGUCCGAAGAUCAGGACUCUGUAUCUGCACAGCAGCGGGCACGAGUGGAGAGGGAGAGAACAACAAAUAAGAGGUGAAGAGUCUGUGUGUUUAAGAGAAAGAUGGCGGUUCAGAUCACGAGCCUGGUGGAGGAUUACUCCAGAUACCUGAAGGCGUUCGAGCUGUUUCUGGAGCGCUCGUCUGAACACCAGAGUAUGAGAGACUUCAUCCAUCGCACACUUCCAGACGUCCUGACCACUGUUGGAGCAGGAAAAUCCACACUGAAUGUGAUGGGAGUGGGAAGUGGAUCAGGCGAGAUCGAUCUGGAGAUCCUCUCACAGCUGCACACUAAACAUCCUGAGGCCAGAGUGGAGAACGAGGUGGUGGAACCCAGCGGGGACAUGCUGUAUAAAUAUAAAGUUUUAGUAUCGAAGACGCCGGGCCUCGAUCACAUCACUUUCAGGUUUAAUAAGAUGACAGCAUCUGAGUUUGAGAGCGAGUGGAAGCAGAGAAACACUGACAGGAAAUUGGACUUCAUCCACAUGAUUCAGAUGCUGUACUACGUGAACGAUCCGGAGGCGACGGUUUCCUUCUUCCGAAGCUUACUGCACAAAGACGGAAAACUCCUCAUCAUCCUGGUCUCAGGACAGAGUGGGUGGGGCAGGUUGUGGAGAACCUACCGAGCUCAGCUGUGCAAGAGCGACAUCAGUCAGUGCGUCACGACGGGAGACAUCAGGAACUUCAUGGAUGCUAAAGGAAUCCCCUAUCAGAGCCACACUCUCCCAUCUCAGAUGGACAUCACCGAGUGUUUCACAGCUGGAGAUGAGAAAGGAGAGCUGUUGCUGGACUUCCUGACUGAGGUCCUGGAGUUCAGCAAGAGCGCUUCUCCAGAGCUGAAGGCCGGAGUGCUGGAGCUCCUCAAACACCCCGAGUGCAGCCGAGAGGUGGACGGCAGGAUUAUAUUCAACAACAACCUGGAGGCCUUAGUGCUCACCCCAUAGUGCCGAAACAUAAAGAUUACACUAGGACCAGACUUCUGUUCGUGAAUUAAUGUUUUAGAUUUGAACUUUGGCGACUUAAACAAAUCUGUCACUAGCUGUCUGUCGUCAUUGUUUAUACAAUAAUUCUAUUCGAUUUAGAGCUGCAAAUAUACAAGUAAAUAUUUUUUAAAAAGCAAUUAGUCUUAAAGCAAAUGUGUUAAUUAACUGACUGGGCUGUGAAUUAUUCUUUAUUCAUGAGAAGGACUGAGACUGUAUUCGGCAUAGUGUCAAAUAUUCAAUAAAAUAAUGAGGGGGGGGAGUGUGCAAUCAAUUUUAAA